UUGAUAUUGGAACGGUUAACGAUCAUCGAUUUGAAGGGUUCAUGUGGGAAGCUCGGAGUAAUCGGCGGCUCAAUCGAAUACACCGGUGCACCAUUUUUUGCUGCAAUUUCUGCACUGAAAUUAGGUGCUGAUAUAGUACACGUUAUGUGUGCUCCCGAGGCCGUUUCUUCUAUAAAGAGCUAUUCUCCUGAAUUGAUUGUUUGUCCUGGUCUCGAUCCUGACAGACUACUUGAACGAAUGGACGCUGUUGUACUAGGGCCAGGUCUAGGUCGAAGUUCGCAAGUGUUUCCUCUGUUUAAUGCCGUGCUCGAUUUUGUAAAGAGAACCAAUGUGCCGUUCAUAGUUGACGCAGAUGGUUUAUGGUUUCUUUGCGAAUCGUUGCGCGAAGGCAACGUACCUUCGUUGCAAUCAGCGAUGCUUACACCGAACAUUGUUGAAUUUUCUAGGCUUUGCGAAUAUGCCCUCGGCAUUCGCGACGUUCUAACUAUUAAGGAUCAAAAUGAACUUCGAAGCUUGGCAACUCGACUUAGCUGUCAUUUGGGUACUUCGUUGUUUUUGAAAGGACGAGUUGACAUCAUCACAAACCCCGAUGGAAAUGUGGUGAUCGGAGAUGAGGAUGGGUGCCCAAGGAGGUGUGGGGGUCAAGGUGAUGUCACCAGUGGAACAUUGGCUAUGUUCUUACUAUGGGCUUCCAGGUACCGUGGAGAUAUAGAUGCUCUCUUUUUCAGCGAAGCAAAACUUGCUGCUGGUUUGGCAUCGAGUCAACUGGUCCGUCGAUGUGGGAAUAUGGCGUUUUCAUCAAUUGGCAGAUCAAUGGUCACCACUGAUAUCAUCAAUAAUAUCCCUAGUGUUCUUAGAGAGAUAGACGAGGGAAAGUAG
Messenger RNA from Angiostrongylus costaricensis, 879 nucleotides. NCBI's taxonomy places the organism in Eukaryota, Metazoa, Nematoda, Chromadorea, Rhabditida, Metastrongylidae. The record is from the annotation of a GenBank genome assembly.